Molecule: messenger RNA, 1648 nt
Organism: Actinia tenebrosa (Australian red waratah sea anemone)
Lineage: Eukaryota; Metazoa; Cnidaria; Anthozoa; Actiniaria; Actiniidae
Molecular function (GO): protein binding
Source: RefSeq, a predicted model, not a curated record
CGCGUCAAAUAAACAUGGCGGAUGCGGAAGUGAGAAGCAACGUUCUAAACUUUGACGAUGUGGUCAAUAUUCUUUCCUAUUUGUCCCCUCAGGACCUCGUUAACGCUUCUAAGGUUUGCAGGCUUUGGAAUGAAGCUGCUAAUACCGCUAGUUUGUGGAAAAGACACUGUCUUCAACGCUGGUCCUUCUGCAACUUGAACAUCACUCCAGGCGAAAAAACUUGGAAUAGGUAUUACGUCACACGGUGCAAGAUCGACCAGGGGGCCGCUACUGGAAGACCAGGGUUGGAUUAUGUUUGUAAAACACUUCGCGGGCACAAGGGCAUAGUAAAUGAUGCUAUCUUUGUUACUACGAAUGACAUAUAUGACGAAAAUAUCAUCGACAAACAAGCAAGCCCUGUUGUUGCGAGUUGUGGUCGGGACAAGAUGGUAUCUCUGUGGAAUGCACACGAAGGAAAGAGUGUCUGGAAAAACUGUGAUGCACAUGAAACAUCUGUAUCAUCGCUCGCUCUCAUUAAACCAGAAACAUCCUUUGCAAGUGGCGAUCAGCAGGGUGUGGUCAAUAUCUGGGACGUUACGACAGGACAAAACAUCAAACUACAAGAAACACACAGUAGCGAAGUGACUAGAUUAUGCUGUGGGCCUGAUGUAUUUGGAUCAAGCAAAGAAGUCACUGGCCAGUCACUACUCUAUGUAGCAUCACGCUCAGGAUCAGUUAAAUUAUGGGAUAUCCGUGACACCACUAAGGCGCAGCAUGUAAUAGACACAUCUAUCCAUAAUCUAACCAUGAUGAAGCUGAAAGGAAGCUAUACAUUAGUUCUGUCUGGUAAGGGAUCUCUAUUUCAGGAUAUGCAGGCUAUUAAAGUUUAUGAUAUCCGAAAUCUUGCUACUAACAGCUUCAGAGGUCCAGAUAUUUUCUCUUUAGAUUCCCCACUUGAUAAUAUUACGACCAUGUCAUGGAUCCCCAGUCAUCCCAACCAGUUAGUGGCAGGUUAUACAAGUGGAUCCAUAAGGAUAUGGGAUAUUACUAAUGGACAGACCAUCAACACUUUCAAACCCCAUUUGGGAGCUGUCACUGCAUUAUCAGCUGUUGGUUCCAAGCUGAUAUCAGCUGGGAAAGAAUGUUGUCUGCACCUGUGGCACCUUGAGAAAAACAAGAGUAUAGAUUCUUUCAUGGAUCAUAACUCUGAAAUCACUGAUGUGUAUGCUGAUGCAUUCAAGGUCAUGUCUUGUUCCAGGGAUUUCUCCAUUAGGGUGUAUUCUUGGGUGGACAAAACCGAUGGUGAAGGAAAGUGUGUUCGUUCACUAGAUAGUCGAUACACUUUGCUCGGGGGGUCACUGCAGAGGGCUGGUAAUGGCUUUGAGAAAAUUAUCUGUGAUUAUACCACUUGUGUAGGCAUGGCAAAUGAUGUACUGAAGGCAUACUCAUUCCAAGUGUAAUUAGACCCAGCAGUAAAUAAAAUCCAGUGCAUUUUAAAUUUGAAGAGGUACGCAGACUACUAUGCAUGUGGGAUUCCCCAAGAAUCUCUGGAAAACAUAACCAAGGCACAGUAAUAAAAAGAUAUAACUAGCUAAAAACUAGUGUGAGCUGCGUGUUAACUGAAUGUUAAAUCUGAAGAGCCUAUUUAAUAAACCGCCCUUUUGAAUCA